Messenger RNA from Mandrillus leucophaeus (drill), 3485 nucleotides. RefSeq names its product solute carrier family 26 (anion exchanger), member 9 (gene SLC26A9). Gene Ontology annotation, biological process: transmembrane transport. NCBI's taxonomy places the organism in Eukaryota, Metazoa, Chordata, Mammalia, Primates, Cercopithecidae. Gene Ontology annotation, cellular component: membrane. The record is from RefSeq and is a predicted model, not a curated record. Gene Ontology annotation, molecular function: bicarbonate transmembrane transporter activity; oxalate transmembrane transporter activity; sulfate transmembrane transporter activity. Bases 108 to 2480 code for a protein of 790 amino acids. The transcript has 21 exons.
CUUUCACACACCUCAGGAACACCUUUCAGCUGCCCGCUCCCCAGACACACCUGCAGCCCUGCCCAGCCGCCGGCUUUGCUCACCCACCGCUUGUAAAUGCCCCAGAUAUGAGCCAGCCCAGGCCCCGCUACGUGGUAGACAGAGCCGCAUACUCUCUCACCCUCUUCGACGAUGAGUUUGAGAAGAAGGACCGGACAUACCCAGUGGGAGAGAAACUUCGCAAUACCUUCAGAUGUUCCUCAGCCAAGAUCAAAGCUGUGGUGUUUGGGCUGCUGCCUGUGCUCUCCUGGCUCCCCAAGUACAAGAUUAAAGACUACAUCGUUCCCGACCUGCUUGGUGGACUCAGCGGGGGAUCCAUCCAGGUCCCACAAGGCAUGGCAUUUGCUCUGCUGGCCAACCUUCCUGCAGUCAAUGGCCUCUACUCCUCCUUCUUCCCCCUCCUGACCUACUUCUUCCUGGGGGGAGUGCACCAGAUGGUGCCAGGUACCUUUGCCGUUAUCAGCAUCCUGGUGGGUAACAUCUGUCUGCAGCUGGCCCCAGAGUCGAAAUUCCAGGUCUUCAACAAUGCCACCAAUGAGAGCUAUGUGGACACAGCAGCCAUGGAGGCAGAGAGGCUGCACGUGUCAGCUACGCUAGCCUGCCUCACUGCCAUCAUCCAGAUAGGCCUGGGCUUCAUGCAGUUUGGCUUUGUGGCCAUCUACCUCUCCGAAUCCUUCAUCCGGGGCUUCAUGACGGCCGCCGGCCUACAGAUCCUGAUUUCAGUGCUCAAGUACAUCUUCGGACUGACCAUUCCCUCCUACGCAGGCCCAGGGUCCAUCGUCUUUACCUUCAUUGACAUUUGCAAAAACCUCCCCCACACCAACAUCGCCUCGCUCAUCUUCGCCCUCAUCAGCGGUGUCUUCCUGGUGCUGGUGAAGGAGCUCAAUGCUCGCUACAUGCACAAGAUCCGCUUCCCCAUCCCUACAGAGAUGAUUGUGGUGGUGGUGGCAACAGCUAUCUCCGGGGGCUGUAAGAUGCCCAAAAAGUAUCACAUGCAGAUCGUGGGAGAAAUCCAACGCGGGUUCCCCACCCCGGUGUCACCUGUGGUCUCGCAGUGGAAGGACAUGAUAGGCACAGCCUUCUCCCUAGCCAUCGUGGGCUAUGUCAUCAACCUGGCUAUGGGCCGGACCCUGGCCAACAAGCACGGCUACGACGUGGAUUCGAACCAGGAGAUGAUCGCCCUGGGCUGCAGCAACUUCUUUGGCUCCUUCUUUAAAAUUCAUGUCAUUUGCUGUGCACUUUCCGUCACUCUGGCUGUGGAUGGAGCUGGAGGAAAAUCCCAGGUGGCAAGCCUGUGUGUGUCUCUGGUGGUGAUGAUCACCAUGCUGGUCCUGGGGACCUAUCUGUAUCCUCUCCCCAAGUCUGUGCUAGGAGCCCUGAUCGCUGUCAAUCUCAAGAACUCCCUCAAGCAACUCACUGACCCCUACUACCUGUGGAGGAAGAGCAAGUUGGACUGUUGCAUCUGGGUAGUGAGCUUCCUCUCCUCCUUCUUCCUCAGCCUGCCCUAUGGUGUGGCAGUGGGUGUCGCCUUCUCCGUCCUGGUUGUGGUCUUCCAGACUCAGUUUCGAAAUGGCUAUGCGCUGGCCCAGGUCAUGGACACAGACAUUUAUGUGAAUCCCAAGACCUACAGUAGGGCCCAGGAUAUCCAGGGGAUUAAAAUCAUCACUUACUGCUCCCCUCUCUACUUUGCCAACUCAGAGAUCUUCAGGCAAAAGGUCAUUGCCAAGACAGGCAUGGACCCCCAGAAAGUAUUACUAGCCAAGCAAAAAUACCUCAAGAAGCAGAAGCGGAGAAUGAGGCCCACACAACAGAGGAGGUCUCUAUUCAUGAAAACCAAGACCGUCUCCCUGCAGGAGCUGCAGCAGGACUUUGAAAACGCGUCCCCUACUGACCCCAACAACAACCAGACGCAGGCUAACGGCACCAGUGUGUCCUACAUCACCUUCAGCCCCGACAGCUCCUCAGCUGCCCAGAGUGAGCCACCAGCCUCUGCUGAGGCCCCCGGCGAGCCCAGUGACACUCUGGCCAGUGUCCCGCCCUUCGUCACCUUCCACACCCUCAUCCUGGACAUGAGUGGAGUCAGCUUUGUGGACUUGAUGGGCAUCAAGACCCUGGCCAAGCUGAGCUCCACCUAUGGGAAGAUUGGCGUGAAGGUCUUCUUGGUGAACAUCCACGCCCAGGUGUACAAUGACAUUAGCCAUGGAGGCGUCUUUGAGGAUGGGAGUCUAGAAUGCAAGCACGUCUUUCCCAGCAUACACGAUGCAGUCCUCUUUGCCCAGGCAAAUGCCAGAGAUGUGACUCCAGGACACAAUUUCCAAGGGGCUCCAGGGGACCCUGAACUUUCCUUGUAUGACUCAGAGGAGGACAUCCCCAGCUACUGGGACUUAGAGCAGGAGAUGUUCGGGAGCAUGUUUCACACAGAGACCCUGACUGCCCUGUGAGGGCCCGACCAGUCUUCAUGCUGCCUACAGAGCACCUGGCACUUGGAACUUCCACAAAAGAUGAGCCUGGGUCACAGGGAGUGUCGGGCAGAGGAAAGUGCAUCCCCCAGAGCUUGGCUUCCUGUCUCCUUUUUCCCGUCUCCUCCCCUCUUUCCUUCCCCGCAUCUCCAGAGAGAGCUUCUCAGCAGCCGGGGGGUGCUACCCUUCCAGGAGUGAGAGUCUGGUGAGCCCAGUCUUCACCCGUCAGGCCUUGGCCGCAAUGGACAAGCCUCCUGCUCGCUCCACCCCACCCACCUCUGCCCUGUCCUUGGCAGCUGAAGGACACCUUGACUUCCAGCUUUUACGAGUGAGCCAAAAACAGAAGGACAAGUACAACUGUGCUGGCCUGCUGUACAAGCUUCAAAAAGUGUCCCAGAGCCCACAUGGCUCAGUGUCAGAUGGUGUCAGGCUGUCACGGGACAUAGGGAUAAACUUGGUUAGGACUCUGGCUUGCCUUCCCCAGCUGCCUCAACUUUGUCUCUGGCAGCUCUGCACCCGAGGACCAUGUGCUCUCCACACCCAGGAGUCUAGGCCUUGGUAACUAUAUGCCCCCUCCAUCAUCGCCUAGGCUGCCCAAACCACCACUGCUGUCAGCAAGCACAUCAGACUCUAGCCUGGACAGUGACCAGGGCCAUCGAGACCACCAGAGCUACCUCCCCAGGGGCAGCCCACUAAGGUUCUGCCUCAGUCCCCUGAAACAUUGGUGCCCCUGCCCUCAGAGGCUGCUCCCUCCCCCUGGAGGCUGGCUAGAAACCCCAAAGAGGGGGAUGGGUAGCUGGCAGAAUCCUCUGGCUUCCUAGUAAUAGAUACCAGUUAUUCUGCACAAAAGCUUUUGGGAAUCCUUCUUUGCACCCAGAGACUCAGAGGAAAAGAGGGUGCUAGUACCAACACAGGGAAAACUGAUGGGACCUGGGCCCGGACAGUCCCCCUUGACCUCAGGGCCGGUCAGGGAAAUGCCUCCCUUUG